Arachis ipaensis is the source of this 399-nucleotide messenger RNA. RefSeq lists its product as uncharacterized. The record is from RefSeq and is a predicted model, not a curated record. NCBI's taxonomy places the organism in Eukaryota, Viridiplantae, Streptophyta, Magnoliopsida, Fabales, Fabaceae.
AUGUCGCCCUACCAGUUGGUCUAUGAAAAAGCAUGUCAUUUACCAGUGGAACUAGAACACAGAGCCUACUGGACAACCGAAUUCCUCAACUUUGAUGCCAAGGUUGCAGGAAAAAAGAGGUUACUUCAGCUAAAUGAGUUGGAAGAAUUCAGACAAGCUGCAUAUGACAAUGCUAAAAUUUACAAGGAAAGGACCAAGAAAUGGCAUGAUAAAAAGAUCUCGUCCAGAGUCUUCGAGCCUGGCCAGAAGGUUUUACUCUUCAAUUCCAAACUUAAGCUCUUCCCUGGAAAGCUAAAAUCACGAUGGACAGGACCUUUUGUGGUCACUAAUAUAUCACCUUAUGGUCGUAUAGAGCUCCAAAACAAACAUUUUGAUAAAAGAUUUACAAUGAAUGGAUAG